Molecule: messenger RNA, 1150 nt
Organism: Salvelinus sp. IW2-2015
Lineage: Eukaryota; Metazoa; Chordata; Actinopteri; Salmoniformes; Salmonidae
Product: tetraspanin
Cellular component (GO): plasma membrane
Source: RefSeq, a predicted model, not a curated record
AGAGGGGAAAGGGGAAGAGAACUCUUUGCUGUAGUCUGGCGAUUUCAAACCACCACACCCGACUUUUCAAGAACUCACAUAAUACACAAGGAGAAUGGUGAAAGGAAUUAAAAAAUAUAUAACCAUUAAAUACACUUUAUUCAUCUGCUGUUACAUUUUUUGGGUAGCAAGUGCUGUUCUUAUAGCAGUAGGAAUCUACGCCAAAGUUUCCAAAGAGAAAGAUGUUGUGGACACUUUGAUGACUGACCCAGCUCUCUUGCUGAUCGUCAUUGGCUCCCUAAUGUUUAUGAUCACCUUCUUUGGGUGCUUCGGUGCAUUGCGCAAUGGAACCUGCCUACUGAAGACAUUUUCAGGGAUAUUGGUGGUAAUCCUUCUCCUACAGAUUACAGCUGCAGUGCUUGGAUUCCUGUUCACUGACAAGGUUUUGGAGAGGACGGAGAAGUUAAUGAGAAAGGCAAUUGUUAGCUAUCGGGAGGAUUUGGACUUGGAAAAUGUUAUUGACUUUGUUCAGAAAAAGUUCCAGUGCUGUGGUGUUCACACCUAUGAGGACUGGUCCGAUAACGUCUACUUCCAGUGCUCUGCGGAAAACCCCAGUCUGGAAGCCUGUGGAGUGCCUUUUUCCUGCUGCCUACGACUGCACAAUGAGACAGUUUUCAACACCAUGUGUGGCUAUGAGGUCCAGAGUAUGGAGCCGAGUUCAGCAGGGAGGAGAGUGUACACCAACGGCUGCCUGGAUAAGGUUGUGUGGUGGGGGAAGCAGAACCUCUUCCUAGUGGGGGGGAUUACUGUGGCUCUGCUCUGCCUAGAGCUGUGUAUGAUUACUUUGGCAUCUUGCCAGGUGUCUCGKAUAAAGACGGUUCAACAGAGGKCAAAACAAGAUGGUGGAAAACACCCUUCUUUGACUAGAGAAAGACUAGACAACAAUGUUUGGUACCCUGCUUCCUGGGACUUCAAUAAGGAAUGAAAGGGCCCUCCUCUCGGUCCAUUAGAGUUGUACAUGAGCAACAGCUUUGAACAGAAGUAGUCUGUACCCACUGUGAAUCUAUGUACUUUCAUGCCACAAGGUUGUUCAAGAAAGCACUGUGUGGUCCACUGUGCACAGAUGUGGCCUUGAUUUUUGUAUGUUAUUAAAACUGUGAUUCUGAUCAUC